Phoenix dactylifera (date palm) is the source of this 1433-nucleotide messenger RNA. Its product is annotated as GDSL esterase/lipase At5g45670-like. The record is from RefSeq and is a predicted model, not a curated record. NCBI's taxonomy places the organism in Eukaryota, Viridiplantae, Streptophyta, Magnoliopsida, Arecales, Arecaceae. Gene Ontology annotation, molecular function: hydrolase activity, acting on ester bonds.
UCUUGCUUAACCACCCCCCACCUUCCACUCUUCCCUCUCCAUCCCAAACUCCUUUAUUCCCUUAUUCCACCUUUAUCCCCGUUUUCUUCUUCCCAUCCCUCUUCUUCUCUCUAAAUGGCUCAAAGUGAGCUAAGGGGAAUGGUGGUGGUGCUGUGGUUGAUGUUCUUGGUUUCAAGCUUGUCGAGGGGCUUGGUCCGGGCGGACCCUCAAGUCCCAUGCUAUUUUAUCUUUGGGGAUUCGCUUGUGGACAAUGGCAACAACAACGACAUGGCGUCAUUGGCACGAGCCAACUACUUGCCCUACGGCAUCGACUUCCCUGGUGGCCCGACUGGAAGGUUCAGCAAUGGCUUGACCACCGUCGAUGUCCUCGCUCAACUACUAGGUUUUGAUCACCCCAUCCCACCUUAUGCGGCUACGACGGGCCAAGCACUUCUCGCCGGUGCAAAUUUUGCUUCUGCGGCUGCUGGAAUAAGGGAAGAAACUGGGCAACAACUGGGUGGUCGAAUUAGCUUCAGUGGGCAAUUGCAGAAUUAUCAGGCAGUUGUACAAGAGGUACUGAACAUUUUAGGUGAUGAAGACUCCGCUGCUAAUUACCUUAGCAAAUGCAUCUUCUCUGUUGGCAUGGGAAGCAACGACUACCUCAACAACUACUUCAUGCCUGCCUUCUACUCCUCCAGCAGCCAAUACACUCCGGAACAGUACGCCGAUGUCCUCAUCCAACAAUACUCGCAGCAAAUUAGGACCUUGUACAAUUAUGGGGCUAGGAAGGUGGUCUUGAUAGGAGUAGGUCAGAUUGGGUGCAGCCCAAAUGUAUUGGCUCGGCUUAGCCCAAAUGGCGAAACCUGUGUCGAUCGAAUCGACAGCGCAAUCCAAAUAUUUAACCGGAAGCUGAUAGCCUUGGUGGAUGAAUUCAACUCCUUGGAGGGUGCACAUUUCACCUACAUAAAUGGUUAUGGGAUAUUUGAAGAUAUCUUGAGGAAGCCUUCGGCCUAUGGGCUAACGGUCACCAAUAGGGGAUGCUGUGGGGUGGGAAGGAACAACGGCCAGAUUACAUGCCUCCCGUACCAAACUCCAUGCCCAAAUAGAAACGAGUAUCUCUUCUGGGAUGCGUUCCAUCCGACUGAGGCUGCCAAUAUAAUUAUUGGUAAAAGGUCUUACAGCGCUCAGUCCUCAUCCGAUGCCUACCCCAUGGAUAUUCGUCACCUGGCUCAAAUUUAAUCAGAGGAUUAGUACAGCUUCCGGGCUUCUUUUUACAAAUUGUAACCUACCACCAUGCUUUCGUUGUAGUAGUGUGCCUUUCUAUAUGCUACACCUAUCGAUUAUUAUUUUCUUCAGGAAGUGCAAGUUUCGAUCUUCCAUUUUACUUUUCCUUGUUAAGGUUUGUAAGGAUCAAAUUAAUAAGUCUCGAAUAAAUUAUGUUUUGGUUUUCCAUC